Messenger RNA from Phytophthora nicotianae INRA-310, 633 nucleotides. RefSeq lists its product as hypothetical. Lineage: Eukaryota; Oomycota; Peronosporomycetes; Peronosporales; Peronosporaceae. The transcript has 3 exons. The annotation marks the transcript as partial. The record is from RefSeq and is a predicted model, not a curated record.
AUGCCUCCUGCCGUUGACGCUUCUGGAGUCAGCGAGCACCGCGGACGCGUGUUGGUUGACUUGACCAGCUCCCGCUUCGUCGGCUUAAGAUCUUCUGAGCACCUUGGUGGAGCAGAGCAGAGCAUCGCUUUUGACCCUUCCGCCGUGAUCGCUGAGCUCAAGGUUGAUUUGCGUGACGCGAGGACUCAGUACGACGCUCUCCAGCGACGACUAGACGCACUGGCGAACUCGGCUGAGCUCAUCGCUUCACUCCGGAAAGCGGUUGCACUGAGUGAAACCCAGCAGUCCAAGAUCGCCGAGACCGAGAAAAGCAAAGUGGCUGCAGUCUUUGCUCAAGCUGAUCUCCAUCAGCAGCAGGUGUUAGCUCGUAACGCUGAGAUCAAGGCGCUGCGCCAGACUUUUACCGACAAGGACACUGCGUAUUCCAUCCUUCAGGGAGUGGCUGCAAAGCACUUCGAGCAGCAACAGAAAUCGGCGCGGCUACUCAACUCCACCAACGAUCAGUCGCUCCGUCACACUCUGUCCACGAUUGAGAAUCAGCGGGCCGUCAUCACGCGUCAGAAGCGAGUGAUUGCUCGUCAAGGCUACAUUUCGAUGCACGGCCCCACAUGGCGGUUGCCGCUGUGUGGUGGA